UUUAAGCCCAUGAAAUAGGGCGAAACCUUAAACCAGACACCGAGUGCAAGAGCGCCGAGAGGCAGAAAGUCAGAGAAAAGAAAAACGGAAAAAAGGGAUGAGAGGUAUUGGAGGGCCUUUGCUUACCAUAGGGGAUCUGCUUAGCGAUGUUGGGGAAGAAUCUGGUGCAGCUCCAGACCACCAUCACCACCAUGAUACCAGUCUUCCAUCACCAUCAUCAUCGUCAUCUUCAAUUCUUAAUUCCAUUGAUGCCCCUCAAUCCUUGGACCUCACCAAACUCUUCCAGGAAAAUUAUGAGAAAUUGAAUGGGGCACUUGCUGGUUCGGACCACUCGUGGACAGCUCUAACUUUAAAGCUAUGCACAGCUUUGGAAACUGCAAACAAGUUGGUUCAGUCCACCGACACAAAUGUUAGAUUGCUGUCGGAGAAGGUGGUGGAACUUGAGAAAAUUGUCAAGAGGGGAGAUUCUGCAAUUACAGCGGCCAGAGCCAUCUCUAUCUCUCUAAACCAAAAAGGAGGAUCAUCUGUUGGUAGUCAAAACAAAAAACAAUCUAGGUCUCAUCAAGAACAUAUGAAGUCAUAGUCCUUGUGUUACUUCUUGGAAGCAGCAUUAUAGCUAGGAACAUGUCCCAAGGGCCGAAAUAAUCCUGGAAGAACAGAAUCCGAUCCUUUUUAAAUGAACUUUUGUAGGUGUAUGCACUUUGCAUUUGCUCUAACAAAGUUUUGUUUCUUUUGGUAGAUAAUGCCAGUUUGAAAUUGGGGUAAAACCUGUUUUUAUUCUACAUUUAUUAUUUUUUCUGUAUUGUUUAAAGAACAUCACACUUUUAAAUUGGCCUAUAUUAAGGCUUCAUUUGACUGAUAGUGAGAUUGGUUCCGGUGAGAUUGAAAGCAAUAAUAAAGGUUAUUUAGCUGCUAUUGAAAAAAAAAGUUAUUGUAACUGUGACUUAAAAAAAAAAUUA
Durio zibethinus is the source of this 959-nucleotide messenger RNA. RefSeq names its product histone-lysine N-methyltransferase. The record is from RefSeq and is a predicted model, not a curated record. Lineage: Eukaryota; Viridiplantae; Streptophyta; Magnoliopsida; Malvales; Malvaceae.